Prunus armeniaca (apricot) is the source of this 765-nucleotide messenger RNA. The record is from the annotation of a GenBank genome assembly. Lineage: Eukaryota; Viridiplantae; Streptophyta; Magnoliopsida; Rosales; Rosaceae.
AUGUUAUCUGUCCUGCUGCUGAGUCAUUCCGCGGCGAGAAUCGUCUUUGUAGACUACCAGUUACUUGAAAUUGCCCAAGGAACACUUGAUCUUCUCACCCAAAAGACAGAUACAACACCACCUAUUCUUGUUUUAAUUGUUGUUUCUGAGGGUCUUCUGGAAACGGUAGAUGGUGGAUUUGAGAUAAGAAGGCCAAGGAGUGAAUGGGAUCCUAUCAGUGUAAAUUAUACCUCAGGCACAACAUCCAGGCCCAAAGGGGUUGUUUACAGUCAUCGGGGUGCUUAUCUUAACGCGUUGUCUACGGUUCUGCUUCAUGGAAUAGGCUCAAUGCCUGUUUAUCUAUGGACUGUGCCUAUGUUUCACUGCAAUGGGUGGUGCCUCACUUGUGGGGUGGCUGCUCAGGGUGGAACUAACAUCUGCCUCAGGAAAGUCAAUCCAGACAACAUAGUUCAAUACAAUGUCACACACAUGGGAGGGGCACCAACUGUCUUGAACAUGAUUGUUAAUUCACCGGUCAGUGACUGGAGGCCACUUCCUCGCAAGGUGGAAAUAAUGACGGGUGGUUCACCACCCCCACCACAGAUCCUUUUCAAGAUGGAAGAAUUGGGGUUUGGAGUAAAUCACUUGUAUGGUCUAACAGACACUCAUGGUCCAGGGACUUAUUGCUCAUGGAAACCAGAAUGGGUUCUCUGCCUUCCAUUGAAAGAUCAAAGCUUAAAGCUCGACAAGGGGUGCGGCAUCUUGGUUUGGAAGAGGUUGACAUAA